Dracunculus medinensis (Guinea worm) is the source of this 1368-nucleotide messenger RNA. The record is from the annotation of a GenBank genome assembly. Lineage: Eukaryota; Metazoa; Nematoda; Chromadorea; Rhabditida; Dracunculidae.
AUGUUUCGCUUUUGCUAUGGACAACCACAUCGAAAAAAUGGUACCAUUGAAGUGGUGCCGAAAACAGUAGCAAAGGCAAUUUUCGGAUUUCACACAAUAGCGACAUUAAUCGUUUUUACGAUUUUUAUGAAAUUUCGUUCACGUUUCUCAUUUGCUCAAUUUCUUCUUGGCUCAGGAUUGUUUUGUUAUAUUCCACCAACGAGUAAAGAACUGAAAGAAAAAAUACAAAUUGUUAGCGCAACCAAAAAUCGUAAACGUCGAUUUAUUCGUUAUAGCGAUAUUUUGUGUUUACCGCAUUUUAUAACACUUUCAUGGAUCGUCGAUUUUACUGUUUUCACAUUGCUUAUUUAUUCGCUCAGUGAAAUUUUCUGCUUUAUAUUUCCGGAUAGUGUCGAUAUAAAUGUUUCAAUCGUAUGGCUGCUAUUAGCGAUUGGAUUUUUGUUACAGGCCCUUGCAAACAUGGUUGUAACUUUUUUUUCUGGCGAAAAGCUUGAAGCAGAAAGGAAUUUGAUGAUAUCUUUUGCGGCUGUUUUCUUUCUUUUUUCGAUGAUUUUUAUGGUAUUUGGUGAAAGGUUUUUUGAUGUCACUAUUAACAAAGCCUACGAAUCAUUUAUAAAUUCUACCUCUGAAUUUUUUACUGCUGUGGAUUUCUCGGAUAAUUUGCAGAAGCGCUCACCUAUUCUCUUGUUUGUUUCUUUUUCAGUUAUGUUUGCUGCUAUGUCAUCUAUGCUAGUCUUUCCCAAUUUCCGUUAUGCACGAAUGUAUACCAACGUUUUAAAUGAUGCAACUCCAGGAUACAAAUUAAUUUAUCACUCGGUCUUUCUUUUACAAAUUUUUCCAUUGAUAUUAUUCACCAAUCCAGUUCGUAAUUAUUUGCUGAAUGGACCUCGAAUUAGAUUAACUGAAGAGGAACUUGCUUCUUUGCGAAUUAUUUCCACGGUUAUUUCGACACUGGUUCGCGUUGCAUUUUAUCGAAGUCAUUUGCAGUCUCAUCUUAAUUUGGCCAAGAAGUCUUUAGAAAAAUUGCAUACUCAAGCUGGCAAUAUCAAUAAUAACGAAUUGCAACAGCUAGUAUAUCGCUAUUUGUCUUAUUUGAACGUUGCGGCAUUGCAAUAUUUUAUUCCUGCACUUCUGCCACUAUUCGUUGUUUUACUUCUCAAAACAUUAGGUGAUUACUCGUGGUUAGGCACUCAACAUUCAUAUGCCAUGAUAACAAGAGAUAAAAAAUCAUUGGCUUCACUACGUUUACUUUUCAAUAAAACCGUUCAGCGUGGCCUUUGGUCGCUUUGUCUCAUUAUAACACUACUUGUAAAUAUAUCCUUGUCAACCAUUGGUGUAAUUUAUAAUUCAUAUUUCGAUGCUAGCUAA